Molecule: messenger RNA, 1192 nt
Organism: Lacerta agilis (Sand lizard)
Lineage: Eukaryota; Metazoa; Chordata; Lepidosauria; Squamata; Lacertidae
Gene: GPR15
Product: G protein-coupled receptor 15
Exons: 1
Coding region: 58-1140 (360 amino acids)
Biological process (GO): immune response; G protein-coupled receptor signaling pathway
Cellular component (GO): membrane
Molecular function (GO): G protein-coupled receptor activity
Source: RefSeq, a predicted model, not a curated record
UAGUGUCAAUAAGAACAUAAAAGUGCUGAAAGCUUCUUCGCACAAAUCAUUUUUGAGAUGGAGAAAUCAACUUCUAGCUAUGAUUACUAUUUCUACACAGAUCCUCCUGAAGAUAACUGCUCAGCUGUGGAGUUGCCUUACAAACACAUUUUCCUGCCUGCUCUCUAUACCAUUGUAUUCCUGGUAGGGAUUGCUGGCAAUGCCCUUCUAAUAGGAGCACUAAUCUUCAAACGGCGGGUUCAGAGGCUAAUUGAUAUCUUCAUUGUCAACUUGGCAGUGUCUGAUUUUAUAUUCCUUGUCACAUUACCCUUUUGGGUAGACAAAGAGAGGACCUCAGGACUUUGGAGAUCUGGCUCUUUUCUCUGCAAAGGCAGCUCCUACACCAUCUCAGUCAACAUGUACUGCACUAUCUUUCUCCUCACUUGCAUGAGUAGCGAUCGGUACCUGGCAAUCAUGUACCCAUCAGUGGCUAGGAGGAUCAGAACAAAGCUGUAUUCCAUCAUCCUUUGCACUUGUGUCUGGAUUCUGUCCUGCCUACUUGGGUUGCCUACCCUUCUGUCCAGAGAGCUGAGGAGAUAUGACAACAGCACAUAUUGUGUGGACAAGGAAAUUAUAUCUACUCACCAGAUUGGGUCGCUGCUGCUUCUGAUUUUGGCAUUCUUUGUUCCUCUGUUCAUCAUCUUGACUUUUUAUUGCUCCAUCACCAAGAAACUCUGUGUGCAUUAUCAGAAAUCUGGAAAACAUGAUAAAAAGCUGAAGAAAUCCAUCAAAAUUGUCUUCACUGUAGUGAUCAUUUUUGUUUUGUCUUGGGCUCCUUUCAACAUUUUUAAGUUUCUAGCUCUGAUGUCUGCAAUCCAGGAACUGAAGCCACCUUUCUGCCUUCCCUACAAAGUUGCCCAUAUCGGUAUGGAACUGAGUGGCCCAUUUGCGUUUGCCAACAGCUGCACAAACCCUUUCAUCUACUACUUCUUUGAUGACUACAUCCGUAGGGCAAUGAUGCAAUGUAUAACUCCGUGCACAAAGGCCAACAACUUUGGAACCAGUUCUGAUAGCUCAGACACUCGCCUUAGCUACUCCUUGUCUGCGUUUGCCCACAGAGAAGAUGUUUCUAGGAAGAGAAGGAGGUCAGUAUCAUUCUGACAAGAGUCAUAAUUCUGAAAGUUCCAGUGUCUCCAUGUCAAGAGUAAGAUCA